Oryzias latipes (Japanese medaka) is the source of this 2350-nucleotide messenger RNA. RefSeq names its product solute carrier family 30 member 6 (gene slc30a6). The record is from RefSeq and is a predicted model, not a curated record. Gene Ontology annotation, molecular function: monoatomic cation transmembrane transporter activity. Gene Ontology annotation, biological process: zinc ion transport; transmembrane transport. Gene Ontology annotation, cellular component: membrane; Golgi apparatus. NCBI's taxonomy places the organism in Eukaryota, Metazoa, Chordata, Actinopteri, Beloniformes, Adrianichthyidae.
CGAAGAGGCUCAUGGGUACAGGAAGUCCAAAAUGGCGAUGGACGCAAUGAUGUCCACGUCCACCGGUCUUUCUUACAGCAAUGUCGGGGAGUUUUACCCCCGAAAGUUCGGCCCAAAGCCGGACGUGGUGCCCUCUGGGGUGACGGAGAGGAAGGUGGGACCGCUGGAUAAGCCUGACAUGGUGUCGGUGGAUGUCCUAAACCUGCAGAAUCCAGAUGUGCCCAUUCACAGGAAGAAGCAGGAGCACGACACCUAUGUUUUGGGCACUUUUCAUCCUUUUCGGAAGUCCAACAGAUCCGUCGUUGGGAAGUUCCUUCAAGAAGUUCGCCUUGUUGCCUCGGAUCGACGGUCAUGGAGGAUCCUGCUGUUCGGGGCGCUCAACCUGCUGUGCACCGGCUGUCUGCUGAUGUGGUGCAGCUCCACCAACAGCAUGGCUUUAACUGCCUACACGUACCUCACCAUCUUUGACCUCUUCAGUUUGAUCACCUGUCUCGUCAGCUCCUGGGUGACGAUGAAGAAGCCCAGUCAGUUCUACUCGUUUGGGUUUGAAAGGCUGGAGGUUUUGGCCGUGUUUGCUUCCACGGUUCUCAUCCAGCUGGGCGCUCUGUUCAUCCUGAAGGAGAGCGUGGAGCGCUUCAUGGAGCAGCCUGAGGUUCACACCGGCCGCCUCUUGGUUGGGACCUUCGUCGCUCUGUUCUUCAAUCUUUCCACGUUGAUGUCCGUCAGGAACAAACCCUUCGCAUACGUUUCUGAAGCGGCCAGCAGCAGUUGGCUUCAGGAACACGUGGCUGACCUGAGUCGAAGCAGUUUGUGCGGCAUCAUCCCGGGUCUCAGCAGCAUGCUCCUACCUCGGAUGAACCCCUUUGUCCUGAUUAACAUGGCGGGAGCGCUGUCCCUCUGCAUCACCUACAUGCUUAUAGAAAUCAAUAACUUCCACGCAGUAGACACGGCGUCGGCAGUCGCCAUCGCUCUCAUGACGUUCGGAACCAUGUAUCCCAUGAGCGUCUACAGCGGCAAAGUUCUGCUCCAGACCACGCCCUCCCACGUCAUCGGGCAGCUGGACAAGCUUCUCAGAGAGAUCUCCACCUUGGACGGGGUUCUGGAACUUCGCAACGAGCACUUCUGGACCGUUGGUUUUGGAUCUCUGGCUGGCUCCGCCCACGUCCGUAUUCGCCGGGACGCCAACGAGCAGCUGGUCCUGGCCCAUGUCACCAACCGCCUGCUGCCGCUCGUCUCCACCUUAACGGUUCAGAUCUUUAAAGACGACUGGACACGGCCCCUCCUCACCAGCGCCCUCACCUCCCCCGCCGUAGCACACCCCCACGCUGAAAGCUACGCGGCCUCCUCACUGAUGCCUCCUGCCCUCCCAGGAGGAGAACUGGACCCAAUGACGUCCACCCCCACCAAACUGAGCGGCCCCCCACCGGAAUUCUCUUUCAACACGCCGGGGAGGAAUGUCCCACCGGUUUUGUUUGCUGCAGCUGGCCCCCACAGCCACAGGCCCUACGGAAACCUGGGACUCGCCUACGGGGCAGUUCCCUACUCCGGUAUGCCGAGCCAGGGUUUCAUGCGGCCAGGGGCAGGACUGGGCUUGGGUGUUCCUGGAAUAGGGUCGGGGUUUGGGUUGAGUCACAGCUAUGGAACGGACUUUAGUAGCUCAAGGGCCCCCCUCCGGUUUGGAGCCAACAAUCCUUUGGGCCCUCAGACACAGUACAGACAGCACCAGCCCUGACCUCCUGCCAUUGGGGCCCCCUCCCCUACUUGAAAACUGUCAGUGCAGCUUGUAAACCUCCAGCAUGGGGGUUUAAUUUUACAGGCAGCAUGUGAUGGGCUCUAUCUGAGCAUCAAUGUGACGACACACCACAGCAUUUACCUUCUAACCCAAAGUGUUUGAACCUGAGGUGACCGUCUGAGUAAAGACGAGGCAGAUGCUGGACAUUCCCUCAAGCAUCUGAAUGUGACCCCAACUCUGCGUUACCGCUUCUGACCCUCUGAGGACCAAACACCUUUCUGCUACAGAAGGAGAAGAAAAGUCCAAAACCAGACCAGAUUGAGAAAAUGCCAGUCCCAGUGUAACUGGGAAUCGUCCCAACAGCCACACUCAGGUCAGCCCAACGUAAAACUGUCUCUACCGUGACCCCACAUGUUCUUCAAAUUGAAGCCUCGUCAAAAGUAAAGUUGCCCCUUCCACUUUAAGCCUUCAGUCUGAACAUUUUUUGAAGAUUGAAACAAACCAACAUAUGUGUGAACCAGUGACGUGCAGUCAGGAGAGGCAGGUGAGGCUGUGCCUCACCUGUCAUUAUGGGAAGAAAAGAGAAAAAAUAAAUUCAAUUAUUAUAUUUAAUCAGUA